AUGCGCGCAAAUGUAAAGUCAAUGACAGGAGGCUUUUUAGAUUGCAAGCAAAAUGCGCGCAAAGCAACUGGUAUUUGCCCAGGAUUGGAAUAUUUAGAAUCAAAUAGUGAGCUACUGACUACGAUUUUUCCGUAG
This is a messenger RNA of Dentiscutata heterogama, 135 nucleotides long. The record is from the annotation of a GenBank genome assembly. Lineage: Eukaryota; Fungi; Glomeromycota; Glomeromycetes; Diversisporales; Gigasporaceae.